AUGACUCUGCACUUGCACAUUUCCAAGUCUGCCCUCGGGGAAAUGGGCACCAGCGAUGGCCAGACAAACAAGAUUGAAAAUACUAAGAGAGCCAUCACCACCAAUGGCAGCCCAGAGGCCAAUGCCAGGGUCCCUCACAUAGACCCUCAAAUCCACACUGCAGAUAUCGUGCAGUUCACGCAGUUUGGGUUUGAAGAGAAAGUGGAGAGACUUGCAAACUGCUCAGGCUUCCAGCCAAGCAUGAUACAAGAUGUGUACAAACACUCAAGCACCUUCAAGCAGGCAGAAAAUAUUGCCAAGGCCAUGCGGGUCACUGCUGUGAAGUGUGUGGUGUCGAAAAUAAACAGGCAGGUGAUGCUGAACGGUGAUGGUGAGGAUGGAGAUGACAAAGAAGAUGAGGAAGAGGAGGAGGAGGAGGAGGAGGAGAAAAAAGAAAACAACGAGGGCAAGAAUGAGAAAAAGAACAAGGACGAGGAUGUCAAAGACGAGGACAAGAGCUGUAAGGAAGAUAGAAUGAUGUUGGUAUCCAGCGCAAGAGUGGUGAAGCUGAGUGCGAGCGGAUAUGUGAGGGUGGCAUUGAUGCAGUGCGAGUGGAUGCAUGAGGUGUGUGUGAGCAGCGAUAAGGAAGAUAGAAUGAUGUUGGUAUCCGCACAAAGUAGCCCACCAGAGCUGGUAGUGGACAAUGGGCCUAAGGAAGAUAUAAUGAUGUUGGUAUCCAGCACAAGAAUAGUGUAG
Suillus paluster is the source of this 735-nucleotide messenger RNA. RefSeq lists its product as uncharacterized. The record is from RefSeq and is a predicted model, not a curated record. Lineage: Eukaryota; Fungi; Basidiomycota; Agaricomycetes; Boletales; Suillaceae. Bases 1 to 735 code for a protein of 244 amino acids. The transcript is spliced from 3 exons.